Peromyscus californicus insignis is the source of this 1260-nucleotide messenger RNA. It is a transcript of the gene Sucnr1, whose product is annotated as succinate receptor 1. Gene Ontology annotation, biological process: G protein-coupled receptor signaling pathway. Lineage: Eukaryota; Metazoa; Chordata; Mammalia; Rodentia; Cricetidae. The record is from RefSeq and is a predicted model, not a curated record. Gene Ontology annotation, cellular component: plasma membrane. The coding region runs from base 1 to 1158 and encodes 385 amino acids. Gene Ontology annotation, molecular function: G protein-coupled receptor activity. The transcript is spliced from 2 exons.
AUGACUGCCAACACUGGGCUGAACAAAGACAAUAGACAUGCAGAAGUGGAUAGGGAAAGACCACGAGUUCUCAACCCAAAAAAGAACUACAGUCAACUAAGGAAUGUCCAGAGUGGGAGCAAUAGUGUUACUCAGGGAAGAGCAUACCAACUGUUUAUCCAAAGCCACACAGUCAACCUGAAUAUAGACACUUUGAAAGUUGUGGAGUCACAGAAUUCAUCUUGUCAAAACUGGCUGGCUACAGAGAAUAUCCUGAAAAAGUACUACCUAUCCACAUUUUACGGGAUGGAGUUCAUUUUCGGGAUGUUUGGGAAUAUCACCGUGGUGUUCGGGUACCUCUUCUGUCUGAAGAACUGGAACAGCAGCAACAUCUAUCUCUUUAACCUUUCCAUCUCUGACUUUGCUUUCCUGUGCACCCUUCCGGUGCUGAUAAGGAGUUAUGCCAAUGAGACCUGGAUCUAUGGAGAUGUUCUCUGCAUAGGCAACCGAUACUUGCUUCAUGCCAACCUCUACACCAGCAUCCUCUUCCUCACUUUCAUCAGCAUCGAUCGAUACCUGCUCAUGAAGUAUCCUUUCCGAGAACACGUUCUGCAAAAGAAGGAGUUUGCCGUUCUAAUCUCUUUAGCUGUCUGGGUCUUAGUGACCUUAGAAGUCCUACCCAUACUCCCUUUCAUAAAUUCUGACCCAACAGACAAAGACUCCAUCUGCAAAGACUACGCAAGUUCUGGAAACCCUAAAUACAACCUCAUUUACAGCCUGUGCCUGACUUUGCUAGGCUUCCUCCUUCCUCUCUCUGUGAUGUGCUUCUUCUAUUACAAGAUGGUAGUCUUCCUAAGAAUGAGGAGUAGGCAGCAGGUAACUGCCCUGCCGCUGGACAAGCCUCUGCGCCUGGUAGUCCUGGCAGUGGUGGUCUUCUCUGUACUCUUCACACCCUACCAUAUCAUGCGCAAUGUGAGGAUCGCCUCACGCCUGGACAGCUGGCCACAGGGAUGUUCACAGGAAGUCAUCAAAACCUUGUACAUCGUGACCCGGCCUCUGGCCUUUCUAAACAGUGCCAUCAACCCCAUCUUCUACUUUCUCAUGGGAGACCACUUCAGAGAGAUGUUGAUUAGUAAGCUGAGACAGUAUUUCAAGUCCCUUACAUCCUUUAGGACAUGAGCUGCUGGAUGCUGGUCUUCACUCAGCUAAAUUGCUCUGCAGCUGAGUUAAAACCAAGUAGACCACUAUCUCCAGGCUUUAGCUCCUCUGUCACCCACAAUG